AAUGUCAAAAUCAUACAGAAGGUUGACAAAAGCAUUAUAAUUUGUAAAUAAUGCUAUAAAAUUAUAUUAUACUGAUGUAGGAAUUAAAAACAUUUUAAUUUUUAAUCUAUGAUAAAAUGGAGAUUGUUAAAUAUAAUUGUUCGUCCACUCCAACAAUCUAUGAGUAAGUAAAUCCGGACAAAGAUUUUGUAAACAUCUAAAAAUGCAGCAUAUAAAACCUGGAACUACCUUACUAAGAUUCCUGUACGUACAAAAGAUUGCGCGAAAAUAUAGGUCUAUAGCAUGGUAUACGACAACAGUGGAUUUAGUUGAUCACUUUACAACGGACUCUCCACAAAAAUCUAUCUUGAAGGAGAAAAAUUACUUCCCCAACGAUUUCAGCCUGAGACAUUUUAUGAAGUUGUACAAUACAAAAAAUAUAGAAAUAGCUAACAUGACAACAGAUGAGAUUGACAAUUACUUGCAGGAUUUAUUGACUAAGAAUAAUAAUCAGCAAAUUCAAUCAGUUUUAAAAGAAUGCACUGAUAAACGUAAAUUCAUCAGUGAAUUUACACUGAAGAAAAUAUAUAGACAUUUUAGCAUUCUCGGUAAGGUAAACACAGUGGAAUUACUUCAACAAUAUUGUCAAAAACUGGAUCCCCGUCUAUACAAACAGAAUGGUGAAUUUCUUCAUUAUGUGGCCAAAGCAGAAUGCAUGAGAGGUAAUUCUGAAAAAGGUCUAUCAGUACUAAAACUAGCAUACAUAAAAUAUGAAGGUCUUCGAAAUUUUUACAGAAUAAUUUUUAGAGAACUUAUCAAUGAUUCCAUCAACAACAGAUCAGAAGCCUCACUUGUUGUUUUUAAGAAGUAUGUAUUGGAUUUUAGUAAAACUUGGGAUGAAAAUUAUCCUCUAAUUUGUUUUUGGCAUUCCUUGUGGUGUAGUAGUUGGUUCUCAGACCAGAUGCUCUCAAAUGAGUUAUUAGAGACCUGUCCCAUAUUGCAAGACAUAGUAAGAGAUAAGGCGACAAUAUUCAGUAUUAAUUUUCUCAAAGAAUACAAUGAAGAUGCCGUCGUGAGAUUGUUGCAGAGUCUGUUAAAGUAUGACAUGAUGACAGAAUAUUCCAAAGUACUUCAGAUAUUAUUUGGUUACAAAUUGAAACAGAGGGAUCUUCGAGGGUGCACUGAAAUUAUAAAGAACUGCGAAGUUCUUAACAUCUCGCUGCCAUCAAAUCAACAAGGAAAAUAUAUUCAAAUGUUAAUACGCAAUAAAUAUACGGAAAAACCUAAAGACGCGCCCAAAAUAGCGGGGAAGAAUUUUAAAAUGAAAUUUUAGAUUAUCUUAAAAUGUGUUUUUAAUAUAUUAAUAUUCAGUA
Messenger RNA from Danaus plexippus (monarch butterfly), 1352 nucleotides. RefSeq lists its product as uncharacterized. The coding region runs from base 203 to 1312 and encodes 369 amino acids. The record is from RefSeq and is a predicted model, not a curated record. The transcript has 3 exons. NCBI's taxonomy places the organism in Eukaryota, Metazoa, Arthropoda, Insecta, Lepidoptera, Nymphalidae.